AUGAGUCUGAACCUGGGGAGAGGUGUAGAGCCUGGUGAUGCCGUGCCUGCCAUGGGGAAUCUCAGAGUGGUUAUCAACCUGAAGACAAACAAUAGUCGGAUAAACCUUGAGGUCAUCUCCUGUUGCUUGUCCCCGACUAUCCAGCCUGAUCUCACCAACUCCACCUGCUGCCUUUUCUCCAGGUUAGCAGCAGAGCCAGCGGGGAUCACACUGCUGCCCAGUGCCCUGUCAACCACUGCCAGCUUCUCCAUCAGUCUCUUCCAAAUGAUUAAUUACUCAGUAGUGUACCUUCACUGUGAUCUCAGUGUCUGCCUGAGGAACCGCUCUGACUGUGAAAGGCAGUGCCUUCAGCAGAGGGGUGCAUUUCCCCUAGAGGGUCCACAGGCUGUUGUCACCAAUCUCAGGAAUCGCAUAUCCUUUGGUCCCAUGUUGAAAGAAGUGAAGAAUUCUACCUUCCUGGAGGAGAUAGACCCAUCAGAGCUGGACCUGGUUCUGGUCAUUGUCAGCCUGGUGGCUGGCUCCUCUCUUGUCACAGUGACACUGCUGCUGGUGUGGCUGGCCUACCGUCGCCAGGCAAUCUGGCUGCUCCACUCGCCAGCUCCACCACGAGUGUGCUGUGGCUGUCUGCGGCCAAGAGGUGACUUGAUCCUACCGUGACCAAGGAG
Molecule: messenger RNA, 665 nt
Organism: Siniperca chuatsi (mandarin fish)
Lineage: Eukaryota; Metazoa; Chordata; Actinopteri; Centrarchiformes; Sinipercidae
Product: uromodulin-like 1
Exons: 4
Coding region: 1-657 (218 amino acids)
Source: RefSeq, a predicted model, not a curated record